UCCUGCUCCCGCUGAAGGCGCCCUGGCCGUCAGCCAAUUGGGGCGGAGCAGGACGUGACGUGCGUUCUAGCACAAGGAAGCCCCGGGACUGGCGCGCCAAAUUUCAAAGGACUUCCUCCUGGGAAGGAAAAGAAGGGGAACGAUCAGCCACCGACGACCGACCGAACACAAAACAAAAAAGAAAAAGAAAAAGAUGCAGAAACAAGACGUUUGAUUUCAAAGAUCCGGAGCUGGAUCCGCUGGUGGAGCAGUCGACGGUGUUUGAUCUGCGGGGCGGGUGGAGGAGCAUCACCGAGGGACGUGUCAUUGUUAUCACACACACACACCUCUGCUGUCCCAUCCUGUCAGGCUUCCUACCUGUGAAAGGGCUGAUGUCAGGAGCCUGGGAUUUUAAUCUCUGUCUGUCACUCUCACACACACACACACACACACACACACACACACACACACACACACACACACACACACACACACACACACACACACACAGGUGACAGCUGUUUAAACUGGAAAUAUUAAACGUCAGAACUCAAGCUAAAAAGUCACGGCUGUCAAGUUUUUUUUUUUUUUUUUUGUCAGGUUUUUCAGAUGGAGUGUUUUUUUUUUUUUUUUUUUUUUAAUGUUCACUGCAGCUUUUGAUUAGGCAGUGCACGGUGCGGUCCAUGUCACUGAAGCUCUUUAUUCUCCAAAUCCAUCUUCACACAGCCUCCACUCCACGGGGGGGGAUUUAUUCAGUUUGAGUUGGAGCUAACAACCCCCUUCACCUGCUUAUACAGUGCUCCAUAUCUCCCCGUUAUUUAUUCAUGUAUUCGCAGCGGGGCACAGUCAUCGGCUCUCCAUGCUAAUGCAAACACCUGUUUGUCAAAGCUGCACCACCUGCCUGUAACCUUCACACUCUUGGAGCAUUUUAUCUUGCUGCGUAGCUUAAUGUUCGCACUCUUUGGUCCAAUGUCUUCAGCUUAACUCCCGUCCACUAGCAAAAAGACUUGUGUCCAAGAAUGGAUGGCAGCCUCCUGUAAGUCAGGGCCGGGCACAGAAAGGGUGUGGCCUCAGGGCGGGGGCAGGCGGGGGCCCGGCGGUGGCAGACAAGCGAACCCUCCGGCCAUGCCGUCGGGGGUGCAGCCGUGCUUCCAGUUGCUCCGGAUCGGCUCGUCGGCCGGGGACUCGGCUCGGGACCUGUACACGUUCAGGCCGGCGCUGAGCCACUCUGUAUUCCGGCUGGGCCGUGCUGCGGAGCUAUGUGACGUCACGCUGGAGUCCACGUCAGUGUCGCGGAUCCACGCCGAGCUGCACGCAGAGAGGGAGGCGGGCGAGGGCGCUGCAACGUCGCAGGAGGAGGGCUGGAGGGUCCACGUCAAGGACAGGAGCAGUCAUGGCACCUGGGUCAAUGAGGUCCGCCUCCAGCCCAGCGUCCAGUGGGAGCUCUCAGACGGCGACACGCUGACCUUCGGCGGCCAGUCGCCCCCCGGGAGCCCCGAGUUCUACUUCCUCUUCCAGAAGGUCAAAGUUCGCCCGCUGGACUUCGACGCCAUCACCAUUCCAAAGGCGGGAACCUUCUCCUCCGACUUGCAGAACCGCAUCAGGACCAACCUGGACCGCAAGGUGGCCGCCAACCUGGACCUGUCCAAGCUGUCCAUCAACCGGGCCACCGUCAUCCUCAACUCCAUCGGCAGCCUGAGUAAAAUGAAGGGCAGCGCCUGGACCUUCAAGAGGAGCCUCAGCCACGGGGGGACCGCCUCGGACCCCGGCUCCUCCUCAUCGCCUCCCCUGGCCACGGGUUUGUCAUCCCUGCUGCCGCCCUCGACGCCUCCACCGUUCUCCACCGCCGCUUUGGCGCCCUCCGCCAAGUCCCUCCAGCCGACCUCCAGGAGCAGGAGGAAGUCGGCUCACACGGUGCUGCUCGAGGACGACAGCUCAGACGAGCCCAGGAGACGAGGAGCUCCAGCAGGAGUCAUGGAGGAUGGCCAGAGGUCGAGGGGGAAGAAGAGGCGGCGGCUCUACAAGUCCGAGUCAGAGACUUUUAGCUCCCCGCUUCCUCUGCCGCUGCAGCCCAAGAUCCACGAGGACGUCCGGCGGCCGCUGGAGGCCAAGCCAUUCCCCGUCGGCAUCAGGACCAUCGGCAGUUUCCACGGCGCCAUGACCAACAGCAGACUCAACCACCACCACCACCACCUCCUCCAGGCCUCAUUCGCCAACACCACGGUCCACAAGCAGGAGGUGCGGCGGGUCCAGACGGUGCUGCACGGCAGCGUCGCAACCUUUCGCCAACAGAAAGUGGUGCACGGCCCUCCGGCGGCGCAGAGGGGCAGGAGGAGGGCUCACAGCUCCCCGGUGUUCUCCCCUCUGGUGGUAGGAGGGGAGAACUACAGCCUGGCCUCACCUUCAGUGAGGAUCUGCACGGAGGAGAGAGGCCAGGUGCAGUUCAACAGAUAUAACCAUCCUAGCAGUAAGCGUCGAGGUCGCCCCCGAAAACACCCGCUCCCUCCCCGUCCCUCCCUGCCCUCCCCGUCCUCCUCGUCGUCCUCCUCCACUUCCUCCGCCUCCUCCUCCUCCGGCUCCUCAUCGUCCUCCUCUGACUCCGACGAUGACGAAGAGGAGGAGGAGGGGGCGGCGGCUACAGGCGGGACUGUGGAGCCGUGUGCGGCGCCGCGGUGCCGGCUGCCCCAGCAGGACACGGUGCAGUGGAUCCAGUGCGACGUGUGCGACGCCUGGUACCACAUAGACUGUCUGCACGUGGACCGCAAGAAGCUCCUGAGGGACCCCAACGCCGACUUCCACUGCGGAUGUCGCUGAUGUGACCAUUAAAUGAGACGCUCGCCACAUUUUCCCGCCUUAAAUGUUUAUUUCCUUUAUCCGCACUCAACAGACAUUUUAUUGAAGAAAGAAAACAAGGUUUCCUUGGAUUUUUUUGUUUUCUCCAUCCUGAUCUUCCCAAGGUUAAGGAUUUGUGUCCUAACAGUGUCGCUCAGCUCCAGGGCUAAAAGACACGGUGAAAUGUUUCUGAGCUCCGUGGCUGUCGUUGACCAGGAGGACAGGCAGCGUUCAGGAACGAUUCAUGAAAUGACUCGCAUCAGGCCGCCUCGGCGGUUUAAUGUGGUCUAUACAUUCAACUUUACCAGACGUUCUCUUGUGCGGCCACCUUCGACCUUCACUGACCUUUUACGUGCUUUUACCUCGCCAAAAGGAAGGCGACGUUUGUACUUUCCCACCUUGCCGUUGAUAAAACCUCUGUGAAAAGUUUUGGUGCAGCAAUUGAUGUUUUUGAGACAAUUAAACUCUAAAAUGUAUCGACAGACUCGCUGUAGCUGAUGAUGUGGUGCUCGAGGGAGGAUGAUAAUCAAAUGUUUAAAGCUGGAUGAUCUUUUUUUUUGUGCAUGCACUGGUGACUGUUGUUGUAAGACGUCUGAGUGCAGGCGGACGGUGCUGCUGCUCUGGGAGGGGCUCAUCACCAGGGAGAUGUCAUGAAAUAUCAAUCGCCAACGUCACAGAUUCAGGAAGUCGUGUCCUGAGGGGGGGGGUCUGAAAGGACUUCUCUUCACACUACUGAACUCUCGGGCCAAAGUGGACACAGAUGUCCCCACACACACUCCCAGGUGCUGCUCAAAGGAACUCCAGAUUCUUCCCUUAAGCACCUUUUUCUAUUAUUUAAAUUUUGGCACGAAAGUGUGUAAAAAGGGCGUCGACCAAAUUUGACUUCGAUAAUACCACUAUGCGUGUUUUUGUGUAUUUUUUUCAAGUGGGAGAAAAUGUAGAAAAAUUUGAUUCUUGAGCAAUAAAUAAGAAAAAAAUCUUAUAAACCUCUUUCAAACUAUGUAUAUUUUUUUAAAACUUGUAAUAGCAGAAUUAAGACUAAUGAUUGGUUAAAUAACCAUCUAUGGCUUCACCGAUGGUUCCAGACCGAUGACUAAAUCCAAAAAUCAAACCCAAAAAAGGGGUUCUGUAAACUAUUAUUGCAGUAUAACUAGUCAAAUGUUCCAGCUUCACUUGAAAUAUGAGUUUUUCACAACCAACAAAAACAAAUUGUUAUUAAUACUUUAGCAAUACAAUAACAACCUGAUACUAAAACAGAUUUGAAGGACCUGUCAGUUACUGAAAUGUAAAAGAAAAAAAGUUUUGUGUUUUUCAUCCACCAUAAAAAGUGU
Messenger RNA from Anoplopoma fimbria (sablefish), 4142 nucleotides. It is a transcript of the gene tcf19l, whose product is annotated as transcription factor 19 (SC1), like. Bases 1003 to 2793 code for a protein of 596 amino acids. The record is from RefSeq and is a predicted model, not a curated record. NCBI's taxonomy places the organism in Eukaryota, Metazoa, Chordata, Actinopteri, Perciformes, Anoplopomatidae. Gene Ontology annotation, cellular component: nucleus. The transcript has 6 exons. Gene Ontology annotation, biological process: regulation of gene expression. Gene Ontology annotation, molecular function: protein binding.